Molecule: messenger RNA, 789 nt
Organism: Capsicum annuum
Lineage: Eukaryota; Viridiplantae; Streptophyta; Magnoliopsida; Solanales; Solanaceae
Product: 60S ribosomal protein L21-2
Exons: 2
Coding region: 112-606 (164 amino acids)
Biological process (GO): translation
Cellular component (GO): cytosolic large ribosomal subunit; ribosome
Molecular function (GO): structural constituent of ribosome
Source: RefSeq, a predicted model, not a curated record
UUACACAUAUAAAUACAACAAACUUCCCAUUUUUCACUUCCGCUAGGGUUUCAGUUCCUCUCUCUCUCUUUCCAUAAAACCUACAACCGAGAGAAGAAGAAGAAGAAGAAAAUGCCGGCCGGUCAUGGAUUACGUUCACGUACAAGAGAUUCAUUCUCUCGUGCCUUCAGGAAGAAAGGUACUAUACCACUUUCAACCUACUUGAGGAUUUUCAAAAUCGGUGAUUAUGUUGAUAUCAAGGUGAAUGGUGCUGUUCACAAAGGAAUGCCUCAUAAGUUUUACCAUGGACGUACUGGUCGUGUUUGGAAUGUUACUAAACGCGCCGUCGGUGUUGAAGUUAACAAGCAGGUUCGUGAAAAAAUCAUAAGAAAGAGGAUCCAUGUGAGGAUUGAGCAUGUUCAGCUGUCUCGAUGCACCGAAGAAGUCAAAGAAAGGAUUAAGAAGAAUGAUCAACUAAAGGCUGAUGCCAAGGCUAGAGGAGAAGUCAUCAGCACAAAAAGGCAACCAUUAGGACCCAAACCAGGGUUCAUGGUUGAAGGUGCUACUCUCGAAACCGUUACCCCCAUACCAUAUGAUGUGGUUAAUGAUUUGAAGGGAGGUUAUUGAUCGAAGUCUGUUUGAGGUGUUUGUUUUUUCUAUUUGCUUUUCUGAAAUUAAAAGACAGGAUUAGUUUUGUUGGUGUCAGCUCCAGACAUUGUUUCUUAGCUAAAUUUUGUUUACAUUGCCAUUAGCGGCCUUUGUUGAACUUUUUCUACAAAUUGAAGUGAAGUAUGUCCAUCUAUUACCUAA